Spirometra erinaceieuropaei is the source of this 245-nucleotide messenger RNA. The record is from the annotation of a GenBank genome assembly. NCBI's taxonomy places the organism in Eukaryota, Metazoa, Platyhelminthes, Cestoda, Diphyllobothriidea, Diphyllobothriidae.
AUGCCGUCGGAGUAAGUCCUGGUGUUUUUUCUUUAUUUCGUAGCAUCGCAAUCGAUCAACUAAUGGAGGAGCUAGACGCCGAUAAGUCUGGAAAAGUGAGCGCCGGAGAGCUCAUGGCAGCCCUCAAAGGAUCUGGGAUAGACCUACAGGCAGUCCAGGACUUUAUUGCCACUAUUGACAAAGAUCAUGAUGGUCAAUUGGACAAAAACGAACUGCGAGCCUUCUUCAAAGAGCUUGGAUACUAA